UCAUCAAUAUUUGAUUCAAGAUCUCAUGAGAAACAAUGGAUCAACCAGAUCAAAAAAAUUGUGGAAGAAGAAGUCAAAGUUGACAUGGAAGUUCCUGCGUGCAUCUUUAACAUUCCUGCAGCUCUAGCUUCUUUCAAGCCAGAAGCUUACAUGCCUCAGCUUAUGGGUUUGGGGCCGUACCACCAUUGCGAUCCCGAUCUCUACGGUAUGGAACUGUACAAGCUCGCUGCCGCAACUCGGCUCCAGAAGCAGUUCAAAACCCAGGAAUUCGAGCUACUCGUGGAUAAGCUUAUGGAAUUCGAGUACACGGUUCGGGCAUGUUACGGUUGUUACCACAAGUAUUUGGACAUUGAAGGCAAUACCCUAAUGUGGAUAAUGGCCAUUGAUGGCUUGUUUUUGCUCGAAUUUCUUCAGAUAUUUACGAACAAAGAUGAUUCUGAAGCAGCUCAUUUAGUUGACUCCGCGGGAAGAAAAUUGUUCCACGACUCGAUCCUAAGUGAUGUCAUGCUGCUUGAGAACCAAAUCCCCUUCUUUCUGUUCAGCAAAAUCAUAUCCAUCCAAAUCUCGCAAGACGAUCUUCAUGAUAACUGUUUGCCGUUGAUCUUGACGACUUUUUGUCACUCGAUUUCUCCUGUCAAACUAAAGGAGGACUUUCCUUUGACCAGAGUUCUCGAUUGUUCCCAUUUGUUAGACCUUUUGUACCAUAUGAUCGUGCCCGCAUUGGCAGACCAGUUAACUCAGGAAGCCCCCGGGACCCAAAAGAGUGUUACAGAGUCCAAAUCAAGCCAACAAGCCGAUUCAGCUAAUUCCUGUCAAAUUUUUACUACCCUUUGGGAAGUCUUAUCCAGUCUUAAAAUUAUCAAGAAAAUAGCAGACAGUGUUAAGAAGACUAUUACUAGGGUUCCCGCGCUGUCCUUCCUAGCUGCGAAAGCCAAAGAAAGCAUAAAACCUGAAAAUUCGCAACCCAAACCAGUUCAAGUAGAGAAAAUCAUGAUACCUUCAGCUUCAAACCUUUCCGAAAUUGCAGGGGUGGAAUUCUGCCCAACCACUGGUGACAUUUUGACAAUCAAGUUCGAUGACAAGGAAAAUUUUUUUUACCUUCCGAUCAUCACCUUGAACGUCCACUCGGAAGUCAUAAUACGAAACCUGAUUGCGUACGAAGCAUCAACAGCGUCCGAUUCCCUUGUUUUUGCACGGCACACCGAGUUACUAGACGGCAUUAUUGACACUGCUGGGGAUGCAAAAUUGCUCAGGGAAAAGAAAAUCAUUGUAAACCAACUGAAAAGCGAUGAUGCGGUCUUACAACUGUUUGAUGGGAUUGGGAAAUCUGUACGGUUAACGAAUGCUCCAUAUUUCGAUAAAACGAUUGAGGAUGUGAACAAGUUCUUCUAUAAUUCGCGGAGGGUUCGGAUUUAUUCCGGCGUGAGGAAGUAUGUGUUUGGUUCUUGGAAGAUUUUGACAGUUUUUGCAGGCAUUUUGCUCUUGUUGCUCACGGGUGUGCAGUCAUUCUGUUCAGUUUACACCUGCCCUGAUAUGAUCAACCCAGCUGUUCAUAAUUAGUGCAUGUGUUCCGAAUUUAGAACAAUAAGGAGAAUCUCCAUUGUUUGGAAUUUCUGCAUUGUUUGGUUAAUAUUUGUAAUCUUUCUUUGGUUCUUUGUGUUUUCGUUGUUGUGUGCAUUAGAGUUCUUGUUUUGUUGUUCUUGUAUAAACCAAUAUGAUUCUUGAUCUAGUGUAAUGGAUUGCUGUUUUUU
Rhododendron vialii is the source of this 1751-nucleotide messenger RNA. Its product is annotated as putative UPF0481 protein At3g02645. The transcript has a single exon. Bases 85 to 1560 code for a protein of 491 amino acids. The record is from RefSeq and is a predicted model, not a curated record. Lineage: Eukaryota; Viridiplantae; Streptophyta; Magnoliopsida; Ericales; Ericaceae.